AUGUCGUCCGAAUCGCUCCUUUACCCAACCCAACUGCGUAAAGCAAAGACUAACCAAGAAAAAAAAAACCCCAAAUCAAAACAAAAUGAACAAGAGAGUGUGAACACUUACCUGUGUGGCGAGGACGCCGCUGAUUUGGCUGGCGAUUCCUUGAACGCCUCUCCAGAGAGAGUAGUCGAGGUAAUCGGAGGUGACGCUGUUUGGGUAACCUUCCGGAAGAAGGAAUUGAGUCAGGAGGUUUCUACAUUGGGCAAGGAGACGCUUGAGCUUUGGCAAUGGCGAAAGCGGCUGAUAAUCCGGCGACUAAUCGGACGCAUCGGGAAAGCGAGGGAAGCUGUUGCCGGAGUAAUUGACGUGGGAGUAAUACACGCUGCCGGAAAAUUAGGGUUCCUGGGAUUUCAAAGAUCAUCCAUGGCUAUGGAGAUAGAGAAUUUGUGGAGAGAAGUGAGAGAGUUGAGCUUGGGAACUGAAAUCGAUCGCCUUGAUUCUCCGCCGUCUCCGGUACAAUUUCUCCGAGACUACGUCGCACAGAGCAAGCCUUGCGUAAUCUCCAACGCCAUUGCUCAUUGGCCGGCUCUAAAACUCUGGUUGGAUCCGGAUUACCUCGCCGGAGCUCUAUCAAAUGAUCUCGUCUCACUACAUCUCACCCCUAACGGCUGCGCCGACGCCGUCACUCCUAUCCAUGACAAAGGGGAUCUCUGUUUCGCUUCGGCUCACGUCGAGAAGCUUCCGUUCCCGGAGGCUCUACAGGCCGUUCGAUCGUCGUCUAUGGGAAAAAGUGUUGCUUAUUUACAGCAGCAAAACGAUUGUUUCAGAACGGAGUAUUCAACGGUUGCUUCAGACUGCGACGGCGACAUAGCUUGGGCUACGGAGGCGCUCGGUUGUUCGCCGGAAGCUGUAAACCUUUGGAUAGGGACUGAUCUCUCCGUGACUUCUUUCCACAAAGACCACUACGAGAACCUAUACGCCGUCGUUUCAGGGGAGAAACAUUUCCUUCUCCUCCCUCCGACCGAUGUUCACCGCCUCUAUGUCCAACGAUACCCUGCAGCCAAUUACUCUUACCACCGAGUCUGUGAGAUUCUCAGAUCACAUCUGAUUUUCCAUUUGAGGCUGAUACUGAAGCGUUCAAGCUUGAGAUUGAUCAGCCAUGUUGAUCCAUACCCUUCACCAGAGAGGGAAGCAAGUGAGAGACUGAAAUAUCCAUUGUUCUAUAAUGGCCCAAAGCCGUUUCAUUGUACUGUCAAAGCAGGGGAGAAUCUCAAUCUCUUGGUCAUUAUCAUGUUCCACAGAUUGAAAUCCCAGAACAAGACAAUCGCCAUUACUACUUUCCAAUGCAUAACCCAUCUGGAUAUUGCAGGCCAAGCAUGUGGUUUCACCAUGUUAGUCAAACCCCAGGAGAUUGUGGCUAUACCAUUGCGUCGGUAUCAUACGAGUCAUCUUCACUCACUCCAACUCUGUCUUGGAGAGAAGAUAAAGAUUCAGAAUCCGGUGAUGCAGAGGAAUGAGGAGUUGAAACAACAUUUCACAAUAGAAAGGUCGGAGAAGAUCUUAACUUUACAUUUGGUUGAUCUUAGGACUAAGGAGAAUUGUAUACUUGUUCAUGGGUUGGUGAUAAAGUUAGACUUGGCCAUUGGCUGCUGCAAUGCUAUGGCCGCGAGUUAUAUGCAGAAUGGGUUUCACAUUGAGGCCAUUAAGCUUCUCUAUCAGAUGAAAGUGGCAGGCCUCGAAGUGACAGACUCUUGA
Molecule: messenger RNA, 1743 nt
Organism: Thlaspi arvense
Lineage: Eukaryota; Viridiplantae; Streptophyta; Magnoliopsida; Brassicales; Brassicaceae
Source: the annotation of a GenBank genome assembly